AUGCAUCAAAUUAUGCAAGAAUAUUCAUUUGCACUCGAAUGCUAUACAAAGACGCUUGAGAUUCAACAAAAAAUACUUCCUCCUCAUCAUCCUGACUUAGCUACUAUAUAUAAUAAUAUUGGCAUUCCAUAUGAAUCAACGAAAGAAUAUUCAACAGCACUUGAAAACUAUCAACCAGCUUUGAAAAUUCAUGAGAAAACUUUACUAACUAAUCAUCCUGACAUCGCUGCUAUUCAUACUAGUAUAGCAACUGCAUUUGUUGGUUUGGAAGAUUUACAAAAAGCUAUCGACUAUGAACAACAUGCUGUUGAUAUUGCCAGUCAAUGUCUUGCACUUGAUCAUCCUGAUUUACAAACUUUUAAGAACUAUCUUCAACGAAUUCAGAUUAAAAUAGAAUCCAUUCAAAACAAACAUGCAUUAAUUAUUGAUGUUAAUUUUAAAGCAACUACUAUGCCUUAUUUAUUAUAA
Messenger RNA from Rotaria sp. Silwood1, 468 nucleotides. NCBI's taxonomy places the organism in Eukaryota, Metazoa, Rotifera, Eurotatoria, Philodinida, Philodinidae. The record is from the annotation of a GenBank genome assembly.